AUGAAUGAGUCACAGUGUGUGCCGGAAUUCCAGUUAGAAUUUAGGGCUGCCAGAGACUGUAUGGAUCACAUCUUUGUUUCGAGUUCUUUAAUACAGGUGCAUCUCUCCCCUCCGAGGCGUAAAGACUAUGCAUGCUUUGUAGCUUUUAAGAGAGCCUUCCCUUCAGUGAAUCACGAUCUACUGUGGAGCAAAUUACUGAGUUUGGGUGUCAGAACCAAAUUAAUUAAAAUUGUGAAGAGCCUGUACGACGCGCCUAAGGUAUCCAUUCGCAAGGUGGAGGGUCUUAAUACCCCGGUUGACGUUAAUUGUGGUGUUAUUCAGGGUGAAUUGCUUAGCCUGGUCUUUUUUAUUUUGACAAUUAGUGACCUGGAAGAUUCUUGCUGA
Messenger RNA from Belonocnema kinseyi, 384 nucleotides. RefSeq lists its product as uncharacterized. Bases 1 to 384 code for a protein of 127 amino acids. Lineage: Eukaryota; Metazoa; Arthropoda; Insecta; Hymenoptera; Cynipidae. The transcript has a single exon. The record is from RefSeq and is a predicted model, not a curated record.